Vollenhovia emeryi is the source of this 2582-nucleotide messenger RNA. RefSeq lists its product as uncharacterized. Lineage: Eukaryota; Metazoa; Arthropoda; Insecta; Hymenoptera; Formicidae. Gene Ontology annotation, biological process: regulation of gene expression. The record is from RefSeq and is a predicted model, not a curated record. Gene Ontology annotation, cellular component: nucleus. The transcript has 5 exons. Bases 478 to 2508 code for a protein of 676 amino acids.
AUCUUUUUCCGCGCGAUUAUCGCUCUCUCAAGGUCUUCUCAGGUUUCCCUUGUUGUUUAGUAGCCGAGAAAGAACGAGAGUAACAGAGCAUAGAGAAAAAGAGAGCGAGUUUGCGUCUGUAUGUGUGUGUGUGUGUGUGUCUGUGUGUGUGUGUGUGUAUAUGUGUGUAUGUGUGUGUGUGUGUAUGUCUCUGGCGCGUCACCGCGAGCCUCAGUAAUGCGCGGACGAGAGGCGACGUGAGAGGCGGUUGUGUGAUCCACGGUUGCCACGGCCGGUGUCGGACGAAUUUUCAUCGCUGGCUAGAGUCGCCCUACGAGCGGCACCGAACCUCCCAGGACCUGUGACGAUCUCGCGCGAGUCCGACGCUCACUUUCCUCCCGCUGGCGGAUCGACGGCGAGCGUUUUUCAUUGACGAUCUCGUGGCUUUUCGGAAGCUAGAGGUCUGUAUAUACCAGAACUGAUAAUACCAGGAAAAAGAUGAAGAACGUACAUUUUCCUAUAGAGUCCUUCGAAACUGUUUUUCCGGAGGAAAAUGUCUUUAAGGAGGAAACCAUCGCGAGUCAAGCUACAUUGCAGAGUAUUCAGCGGAGUUUGCCUAAUAUUUUAAGAAGCAAUAACGCAAGGACGUCUAGAAGUUGUAAAACAUUGAGCAAAAUCGAUGCCACCUUUGUAUCCAGUGUGGAAGACGGAAAUACCUCUUUGGAAUUAAAUUCAUCGUCCAGUAUUGAUUUGGAUAUGGAGGCGAAUUACAAUAAAAACGAAUCACCAAAGCCGCACCACAAAAGGAAGCAAGUGCACAACCUGUUGAACGUGCGAUACGAUAUUCCCGAUUGCAACAAUAACAAAAAUAAAAAUGCACUCCCAACAUUUGAUCAAUUAACUGCGUCAUUACGUGCGUCACCAGGAGAGUGCAAGGAGAGCGUACCGACGAAGAGAGUAAAGUGUAACAACAAGCAGAAGAAACUUAACAAAAAGUCAAAAAAAUCAACAGCUCGCAAAUCUGGCAGAGAACCGCGAACGUCACGUAAAAAGCCGGAUCCUUUAGCCACUAUUCCAGAAAUAGUAAAUAUGAAUAACACUGUAGUAAUGCAAACUGCUAAUAAUUUUUUGGAGAGUGAUAUAUGCAUUCAGCCCAGCUGCAACUCUAAUUUUCCAAGUGUUAAUGUAACCGAUUUACACGACAGUGCGACACCAUUGGUUGAGCCUAAUACUUUGUACUACAACAACGAGAUUUACAGUGUCGAGAGAAAGAAAGAUAUAUAUCUCAAUCAUGUUAUUUCUAAUCAACCAACGGAGUUUGACACAGCGCUGCGUAAAACCACCCAAAGAGAUCUUACGAGUUACGAGUUUCCAAUAACAGAGAAUAAUUUGCAGCAAGACAGGGACAUUGGAUAUAAUUUUUUACCUACAUCUAAAAUAUUGUAUUCUUGUUCCUGCGCAAAUUGUAUGUCAAACGACAAAGACAUUAUAUUUUAUGAAGCUCCGGUUUCACCUUCAACAAACAGUGACGAUUUGGAAGCAGAACUCUUCAAGUGUGACAUGGAUACAAAUAUAUUUGACUUUUACAAUAAUAAUUACUUUCAGAUAUUUGAAAAUAAUUCAAUGGACUUUGAACAGACAAAUCUUUACUACCAAGAGUUUGACGAGAACAGCAUUAAGAAAGAAAAUGGCACUAAGAGUACAACAGAACUAAUCGAAAGCAGUGCAAACGUGUCGUCCAUAGAACAAAAUCAAUCACAAAAUUCACAACCUUGUCACAUUGAUGAAAUACAAGAUUGCGUAGGAUCACGUCUUACAGAACUUGUUACAUAUCCCAAUGGGAGAGUAAGAGUGGAAAAUGCAAGAGUUUACGAUGAUAGGGAUAUCUCCAAUUAUUUAAAUUUGGAAAACUUCUCGAUGAAAGGAGAGGAAAUAAAUACUAAAAAUGAAGCGCAGAUUCAAACUGAUGUACCUGUUGCCAACUCGGCCUCAACUGAUGUACCUGUCUCCAACUUUAAACGUCAGACACCGGAAAAUAAAACUGAUUUGUGUGUUAUCCAGUGUUCUGAAUGUGGAAAGCUAUUUAAUAAAAAGCAUCAAUUAUGGAAACACUAUAAAACUCAUUGCAACUUUUACAAUGAGCAUUUCAAGUGUCAUAUCUGCGAUAAAAUAUAUAGAAAUCCCGCGAAUAUGGUAUCCCAUCAAUUUUUAUAUCCUGAGAGUUGCAGCCGAUAUCCCUAUGUCGGCAAAGUAUCCGCAGGAGAGAAGCAUUGUGCUGACUUCAUUUAUCAAUUUGUGAAGGAAGUCUUUCCCGGGCACCCUAAUUCAUAUGGCGUAUUUUAUACUGCCUCUGACAUAAUUGGGACACCUACCGUUUUUCCAGAUUAUGCUAAUUGUAAACUUGACAUCGAUGUCUCUACAUCUCCACGGCAAGGCGAAGCGCAUUAUUGUUCACGGGAGAACUACCAUUUCAGAAACUAUGGAAAUAAUUAUUAUAUAUUAGUAUGUGACAUUUCAAUUGAUAAUUGAGGAAAGAUAUUGUUUAAAAAUAUACACUCGUGUUGGGAAGAGUGUAUAAUUUUCUCUUUCGAGAAAAUAUAAUU